UUAAUGGUACACCACCGGUCCCAUGGUGCCUCCUUAAGUCACAAAUGCCGGCCAUUUAUCCCCCCAGUGAGAUUAUAACGCUUCAGCCCUGACCGCUGACCACUGACCCGUCUUCUCCUCUCUCAUCUCUGCCCCCAUCUCUUGUCUUCUUCCUCCAGCCAUGCCCCCACCCAAAUAGUUCGCCCCCUGAAAGAACAAAAACAUCUCCUUUCAUCUCUCUCUCUCUCGAAUCCCUUCCUUACUCUCCUCCUCUUUAGCUUCCUCUCCAAUCCCAAAGUGUGAAUGCCAGACCCUCUUGGGCUCCACAUGGAGCCCAUCACAGCCUUACUUUUUCCGGACAGCAAUCACUGAGACCCUUCUUUUCUAUCACGUCACCUUUGUUCAAAAACAGAUCCCGCUCUCUCUUCGUCCCCCUCGUUGGCUUAUCUUCCGUCCACAUUCCAUUCCCUCCUCUUCAAAAAAUUCAUUCUUUGACAUCAGGGAAUGCUGAUUCGUUGAAACGAGUGAGAAAAAUCAUUUCUUUCUUCUUUUGCGGCCGUUUGCUGAAAUGAGAGUUGCCGCUCCCCCUCCGUUUGAGCUGGGCUCCGGUCGCCGUGAAGCUUCCGGCUGCAUCACCGGGGUUCUGCAACGGAUUCUCUGCAGGAAUUUGCGAGAAAGGAGGUUUGCUGAUGAAGAAGAACAAGUCGUUGGGUUAAGAAAGGAGGAGAGAGGGAAAUCUGAGGCCGGUGCGCCGGCGAGCUCUAGCCCGGGAGUGGUGGCGCGGUUGAUGGGGCUUGAAUCUUUGCCGGCCUUCCCUUAUUCUCAACCUGAGGCCAUAUCCAGAACCCGGUCUGCUAACUCUGCAGAGCCAUGGAAGGGUUCCGGGAUUCUCGGCGAGCAGAAGUGCGGCAUUGCUGGUUCAGAGCUCCGGAAAUCACAGUCUUUCAGGGAGGUUCGCUCGUACUUGAGGAAGGAGAGCGAGGAGUUUCUGGUUUUGAGUUUUGGCGAUUAUGACGAGUGCGAAGCUUCGGAGCUGAAUGAUAAAAAGAGGGAUUUUUGUUCUGAACAGUGUACUACGAAGGUGAACAGAGCGGAGAAGAAGAAGUCAAGAAAUAAGAGUUUCGUCAAUUCCGCAGAGAUUGUUCUGAAUGAUUUGAAGAGCUCUGUUCCUCCAUUUGUAGAUCACAUUUCUAUUUCUGAAACUGAAAUUGCUGAAAGAAGCUCGUCUUGUAGAAAGAAGAUAUCUUUUGGUCAGAGGGAACUGGAAACGGAUUGCGGCUCUCAGAAUUCCAGUCCUGUUUCAGUUUUGGAUCUUCCUCUCGUUGCAGAUGGCGAUUGUAUCACCAGCCCGGAUUCCUCCAUUACUGUUUGUAAAGUUUCCAUGGUGUCCGAGGAAGAGGACUCAAGGAAGAAGGUUUUGUUGGAGGUUGAAGAUGAUUGCAGGAAAGCAGGGAGGUGUGGCUUAGCAGCACAAGAUUUGCCGGACAUUUGGGCGCUCAUUUGCAGUCUGGCAGGGGAUGAUCUGAACAAUUCAAAGUGGGCUCAAGCGAACAUUGUCAAAUCUGAAGAAGCUGAGGAGAUUGGGUUUGUGGUUUGGCAGCACAUGUUGGAGAUUCUUCUGAACGAAGCCAUAUUUGAAAUGUUUUAUGAGUGCAGAACUGUAUAUUGA
Phalaenopsis equestris is the source of this 1648-nucleotide messenger RNA. RefSeq lists its product as uncharacterized. Lineage: Eukaryota; Viridiplantae; Streptophyta; Magnoliopsida; Asparagales; Orchidaceae. Bases 548 to 1648 code for a protein of 366 amino acids. The record is from RefSeq and is a predicted model, not a curated record. The transcript has 2 exons.